CGCUGAGAGUUAGCUUGGGCUAUAUAGGGAAAACCUGUUUCAAAAAAAACAAAAGAAAAGCGGGCCGGGGAUUUAGCUCAGUGGAUCCGCCGCUUACCUCGCAAGCUCAAGGACCCGAGUUCGAUCCCUGGUACCAAAAAAAGAAAAAAAAAAAAAAAAAGCAACUCGGAGAUGGGGAUGGAACCAUGAACCAGGGAGAGCUGACCAGGUGGAGACCCUUCCCUAAUAGCAGAAGCAGGAGAGGGAAGGCACCAAUGGUGUUGUUUAUAAAGCCGUCGGAAGAGCUGGUUUCCUACGACGCGGACCUGUACCAGCGGCCCCCACACGAGUACUACCCGUACCUGAGCAGCGAUGGCGACAGCCACAGCGACCACUACUGGGACUUCCACCCCCACCACGUGCACAGCGAGUUUGAGGCCUUCCCCGAGAACCACUUCACCGAGCUGCAGAGCGUGCAGCCCCCGCAGCUGCAGCAGCUGUACCGCCACAUGGAGCUGGAGCAGAUGCACGUCCUCGACACCCCCAUGGUGCCACCCCACGCCGGCCUUGGCCACCAGCAGACCUCCUCGGCCUCCAGAGACCCCGGCGCCUCUCACUGGCCUCCUCCCCGCUCGGCCUCCCAGGUCCCUUACGUGACCCGGAUGUGCGUCCAGUACCCGUCCCUGUCCCCAGCGCAGCCCAGCUCGGAUGAGGAGGAGGGCGAGCGGCAGAGCCCCCCGCUGGAGGUGUCCGACGGCGAGAACGAUGGCCUGGAGCCUGGGCCCGGCCUCCUGCACGGGGAACCAGGCAGCAAGAAGAAGAUCCGCCUGUACCAGUUCCUGCUGGACCUGCUGCGCAGCGGCGACAUGAAGGACAGCAUCUGGUGGGUGGACAAGGACAAGGGCACCUUCCAGUUCUCGUCGAAGCACAAGGAGGCGCUCGCGCACCGCUGGGGCAUCCAGAAGGGCAACCGCAAGAAGAUGACCUACCAGAAGAUGGCGCGCGCGCUGCGCAACUACGGCAAGACUGGCGAGGUGCGCAAGGUGAAGAAGAAGCUGACCUACCAGUUCAGCGGCGAGGUGCUGGGCCGCGCGCCUGGGCCUGGCCGCCUGCCGCCACGCUGAGCCGCCCGCCCGCCUGCCCGCCGGACUCCGCCGCUCUGUAC
Molecule: messenger RNA, 1144 nt
Organism: Heterocephalus glaber (naked mole-rat)
Lineage: Eukaryota; Metazoa; Chordata; Mammalia; Rodentia; Bathyergidae
Source: RefSeq, a predicted model, not a curated record